AUGCCAUACUACACCUACAACAGCAACGGCAACGGCUACAGCAACUGCAACCCUCCUUCCCCACGUACAGGAACAGGCUUCUGCGAUGAAGAAGGAACCUACCUCGAUCCCGUCUCCAACAAGAUUGUGUUCCCUGACGACUUUUGUCCAGGCAUCAACUUUGUGGUCUGUGGCAGAGGAAAGCGUUCCUAUGGCCACUAUGGAAACAAGCAUUUUGCCAAGGAGAUUGUUUCUCGUCACAUUCAAGAGUACUCAUUCGCCAAGACCAAGCAAGAAAAGUCGGCCAUUGUCCAAACCAUUGUGAAUGAAGUGGAAUCCGUGGGAGGAUUUAUCCGUUAUGACUCCAAGCUUCGAAAGUAUAUCCGCGCUGAAGACAACAUUGGCCGUGAAAAGACCUCCCAGGCUCUCCGUGACUGCAUCCAAAGCAAGUACAAGUCCAGCAAGGAUAUUAAGCGUGAGACUCGUAAGCAGAAGCGAUUGGCUCGGGUGGCAAGGGAAACCAGGGCCGAGGCUCCUGAAUCCACGGAAGAAUCUUCUGAUGCUUCGUCUUCGGAAGAUGAAGGAGAACAGAGAGAGCCAGCUCCCUCUGUAGAGCCCACCAAGCCUGCGGAAAAGAGAAGCUGCCCUGAGGGUCUUCUCAUGCCACAGCAGCAGCAGUUCAAACCAUUGUCAAUCUCCGAGGGAAACACUACACUCCAAACCCUCAUCAAUCGCCUUCGAGUUGCUGAAGUGAUGGCCUUGCCUGUACUUGGCAACGGCAACAACAACAUGAACCGUCACGGCUACAGCUUCAACAGCAUGAACAACUUGAACACUUCCAUCCAACAGAGCCCACAGAGCGCCUUUGCCAACUUCAACGCUGGACCUGCCAACUGUCUCGGAGGAGACACCAACUGCAACGACUUCGUGUUCCAGCCUGCUGAACCGCAAGAUCCUUUUGAUUUGCUCAGCCUUGAAGUCGGAGAGGUCGAUCUCUUUGAAAGCAUGCUUUGA
Messenger RNA from Seminavis robusta, 993 nucleotides. NCBI's taxonomy places the organism in Eukaryota, Bacillariophyta, Bacillariophyceae, Naviculales, Naviculaceae. The record is from the annotation of a GenBank genome assembly.